AUGGGUUUUCAAGUUGUACUUUUUAUAGCCGCGAUUGUUUCAUUAACGGGUUGUCAAUGUUUCGAUAGCUUCAGAUUACCGAACCAUACUAUUCCUGUUCAUUACGAUUUGUUUAUAAAUACUGAUAUUCAUGAAGGUUUGUUAGACUACAACGGAACUGUUGAAAUUCAUUUAAAAGUGCUAGAAAACACACAACAAAUUGUUUUGCACAGCUCGAGAAGCACCAUCGUUAAUAUCACCAUGAAAAAUAGUGACUACGUGCCUGUCAGAAUAGUGAAUUUUGAAUUCGAAAAUGAGCGUGAAUUUCUAAUUGUAAACACAGCAUCUGUGCUAACCACAGGCAGUUUGAUAUGGUUGAAAAUUGACUUCGUGAACAGUAUCGACCGCGAUGAUCGAUCAGGGUUUUACCGGACCAGCUAUAACGAUAAUGAUGGUAAUUUGAAAUAUGCGGGAAUCACUCAGUUUCAGGCGUGUGAUGCGAGGUCUUCCUUUCCCUGCUUUGACGAACCGGGGAUCAAGGCAACAUUCGACGUACGAAUUGCAUGUGGAGCUGAAUAUCAUGCCAGAUCGAAUGCUGAUAUCGCCAGUAUUUCUAUACAAUCCGGUGGAAAGAAACUGGUUACUUUUCAACGGACUCCGGCAAUGCAAACAUAUUUACUUGCAUUCUUGGUAUCUGAUUUUGCCGUGAAACGGGAAUUUGCUAAUGAUUUUAAAAAGAUCACAAUUCAAUCGAUGGCACGUCCCACACACGCAGAUCAGCUGGACUACUCACUCGAUGCAUCUGUCAAGCUCAUAAACGAACUGCAGACAUAUUUCGAUCAUCCAUUUGAAAUUAAUAAACUUGACAGUGUCGGAAUACAAAACGUUGACUUUUCCGCAGGAGCAAUGGAAAACUGGGGACUGGUUACCUAUUUAGAGUCAUAUUUCUUGGUUAACGAUGAAUCAACAGAGAGCAGAAAACGAGAUGUCGCAACGGUUAUAGCACACGAAUUCGCUCAUCAGUUUUUUGGGAACCUACUGGCACCGAAAUGGUGGUCCUAUCUAUGGCUCAACGAAGGAUUUGCAACCUUGUACGAAUAUUACUUGAGUGACCGAACGCAUCCUGAGCUAGAGAUAAAAAAUCGAUUUUCCGAUUCAGUUCUUCAGGCUGCUCUUCUAACGGAUGGCAGUGCAACGGUGCGACCAAUGACACAUUACGUGGAAACAGUACCAGAAAUUGAAAGGCUGUUUGAUAGAGUUGCUUAUGAUAAAUCUGCAAGUGUGCUCAGGAUGCUGCACUACUCACUCGGGGAGCCGACCUAUCUCAAAGGAUUAAAAUACUACAUCAAAGAACACCAAAAUUCCGUGGUAGAGCCGCGAAAUCUGUUCGAUAGUCUCCAGCGAGCAGCUCUUGAAGACAGUCAACUUCCACCAAACUUCACAAUGACUGAGAUUCUAGGAUCCUGGGCUAACCAACCAGGUGUUCCAAUAAUCACUGUUAUGCGAAUACCCGAAAGUGAAGACGUAAUUUUCCAACAAAAGCGUUAUUUUUUAACUGAACAACCAACAGAAAAUAAUCAGACUUGGUGGAUUCCAAUCUUUCUUUUGACAAACGAUAGUUCAAAUGUCAACGACCAAACAUCACUCUUCUGGUUACCGCAAGGAUCAAAGGAAAUAGUUAGAAGCAUUCCGAUUCGAAAUGACACCGGUGUUAUUAUCGUGAACCCUGCUCAAAGAGGAUACUAUCGAGUGAAUUAUGACUCUGCUAUGUGGAAGGCUUUCGAACUGUUGCUUCAUUCAAAACCGGAAUCAAUUGAUCAAUUAACCAGGGGUCAACUUAUUGACGACUCCAUGAAUUUAGCACACGCCGGUGAGUUGAAUCAUGAGACUAGUUUUCGCAUACUGGACCAUCUACGAAACAAUAGUGAUUUUCUGCCAUGGCAAGCGGCUUACCGUAACAUACUACGGUUAGAGAAAAUGCUCAGUCCUGAUCAAACCGCGUUGAAUCUUUUCCGUCAGUACCUCAGCGUCCUAACUAAAACUUUGAUAGAAACAUAUGGUAAAGAGGAACGCAUGGGUGAGAAGGCAAAUGAUCAUGAUGUACGGGUAAUAGCCGUUGAUCUUUACUGUAGAUCAGGACAAAGUAAAUGUAAAGAUUAUGCCCAAAAGAAGAUGAAUAUCGCACAACAACGAGCACAUUUGUUGGCUAUCCAGUCUCAAGUCGAACAACAAUGGUAUUGUAAUGGCUUGAGGAACGCACGCCAAGUCGAAGUACAAAUAUUCAAAGAAGCCCUACAAGUCCAAACAGACUCACUAAGUAGACUUUACCUAAGUAAUUCACUUGCAUGUGUAGGUAACCGAGAGCAACUGAACCAGGUAAUGGAAUUUCUAGCUGAGAACACUGCUAACAAUGCGGAAUUAAGCAAAUUUAUAUCCACCACCGUAAUCCAAAGUGAAGUGGGAUUGGAAACAGUACUAGCGUUUUUAUACAAAAAUGUUAACCGUAUUGAUGACCUAUUUGGCAGCAAACGGAAAGUGGAAAAAAUAAUCGAUCUAAUCGCCAAUGAAAUCGUUGAUAGUACGAAUGCCGAACAGUUGCUUAAAUUAACGAAAGCCCUAAGCAUUUCAAGUGACCUUGAGAAAAGCAUCACUGUCCGGUUAGAUGAACAAAUACGUUGGCAGAAGCGGAACGUGGGUCUAGUUUACAUGACUUUAAAAAAAAUUCUUUUGUAA
This is a messenger RNA of Malaya genurostris, 2712 nucleotides long. RefSeq names its product aminopeptidase N-like. NCBI's taxonomy places the organism in Eukaryota, Metazoa, Arthropoda, Insecta, Diptera, Culicidae. Gene Ontology annotation, biological process: peptide catabolic process; proteolysis. The coding region runs from base 1 to 2712 and encodes 903 amino acids. Gene Ontology annotation, cellular component: cytoplasm. The transcript has 5 exons. Gene Ontology annotation, molecular function: metalloaminopeptidase activity; peptide binding; zinc ion binding. The record is from RefSeq and is a predicted model, not a curated record.